AUGUAUGCAACGCAAGAUUUAGGCCACAGCACGCUCAAGCGAGGUGGAACCGUGCAGGAUGACGGGGACCCCGCGGGGCCUUCUGGGCCGGCAGGUCCCCUGAAGUCCUACUCAUCGACAAAGGAGGGGUGGAGAGGGCGAGGGCGCGACCUUAUUCGCCGGUUCUGGAGCGUUGUGAAUCCAACUUGGUCCUGCACCGAGACGCGACACAGGCUCGACGCGUCCACAUCCGCGAAGCUCAAAUCGACAUACUGGCUUACGCGGAUUGUUUUCUUGCGCUCCCUGGGCUUUGUUUACUUCUUUGCUUUCCUUGUUGCCUUCAACCAGGCUCAAGGACUCAUCGGCUCGGAUGGGAUUCUCCCCGCGACCGACUACGUGCAGACCGUGAAGGAUUCGUUCGGGGACUCAGAGGCGUGGGAGCGGGUCAAGGCGUUCCCUUCCCUGUUUCUCUUAUUGCCAGCCACAGACUUUUGGAUCCACGCCGUCCCCUUGCUUGGGAUGGUAAUCUCCUUGUGCAUGGUCAUCCAAGGCGCAAGCAGUGGCUUCCUUUUGUUUUUUCUCUGGAUCCUCUACCAGACGGUGAACAGCGUCGGGCAAGUAUGGUUCAGCUUCGGCUGGGAGUCGCAGCUGCUCGAGCUCGGUUUCCUCGCCAUCUGGCUCUGUCCGUUCUGGAGUUUUUCGCGGCUGCCUCCGUCCUGGCCUACCCCGAAAGUUUGCAUCUGGGGCAACCGGUGGCUUCUAUUCAGACUCAUGCUCGGCGCGGGCCUCAUCAAGCUCAGAGGGGACGCUGCGUGGCGCGACUUGACAGCGCUGGACUACCACUACGAGACGCAGCCGCUGCCGAAUCCCUUUUCGUGGUACUUCCAGAACCAGCCGCACAGCUUGCAUGCGGCGCAAGUUGUCGUGACGCACAUCGUGGAGUGCGUCCUUUCGUUUCUCGUCAUUAUCCCGUUCCGUCAGUGCCGGCUGUUUGGCGGCGUGGUUCAAAUCCUCUUCCAGCUCGGAAUUCUCGUAUCUGGGAACCUCGCCUUCCUCAACUACAUGACAGUCGUGUCUGCCGUCAUGUGCCUGGAUGACCACUUCCUGGCCUGCCUCUUCCCAUACAAAAACCUCUCGCGCCUCCCCGAACUCGUCCAGGGCUGCGGCGGCUCCUGGUCGUGCCCUCUGGUUCAGGCUUGGCCCUUCCGGAGACCCCCGCGGGCUUCCUUCUCGGAAGAAAAGAAUGGGGACGAGCCAAGAGAAGCGGCAGAAGCAGAGGCGCCUCUUCUUCGUGACGAAGAUACUGGCCUCGAAGGAAAACUUCCUCUGACUGCGAAGGAGGAGGAGAAUGUGGAUGCGCCGCGGAGUUGCUGCUGCUGGUAUCGGCCGCAUUUUCUCCGCUGGGUCCGCGCGCUUAGAGUUCCCCGUCGAGCGCGCAAGGAGAUGGAAGACGAGAUCAAGAGCAACUGGGGGAAAAUGCUUUGUGAACUGAUUGCGUCGUCAGCAAUGCUGGCGUGCAUGGCUUUCGUCACGAACCCAGCCACGUCGGCUGUCUGGAUGGUGAUCGCUGUGUUUUUCUUCGCGAUCAUCCUGUCGUCGUCGUCGACGUUCUUCACAAAGACUCUGGUUUCCAAUGUCUUCGUGGAACUUGUCCUUCUAGUGGUGACCCUGUGGAGCUUUAUUUCGCUCUACCAGCACGGCCCGGCUGUGUGGUCUGUCUGGCUGACUGCUUGUCUUUUUACGGUUCUUAUUGCCUUCGCGUAUACGACACUGACAAACGCCGCACUCAUUUUCAAAGUCCAUGUCGAAGUCCUACUGUUCCUGCUCAUCGCGGUCCUCUCCGUGCCGGUUGUCCACAAUCUCCUGUCACCGCACCAGGUUAUGGACUCAGACCUCGGGAAUCCCUUCUCCCUGGUCAACACUCACGGAGCCUUCGGCUCCAUCGCGAAGGAGCGCUACGAACUCAUUAUUCAAGGCACGAAUUCAGCAUCCCCGGACCAUGAUGCAGAGUGGCUCAACUACGAGUUCAGGUGCAAGCCCGGAAACCUCUAUCGGCGGCCCUGUAUGGCCGCGCCCUACCACUAUCGACUCGACUGGCUGAUGUGGUUCGCAGCCACGGGCGACCUCGGCACGGCCGACGGGAACUCCGCGUGGUUCUCCCGAUUUCUCGUGAAGCUUCUGGAGAAUUCGAAAAGCGUGACGGGGCUGCUGGCUCAUAAUCCGUUCGACGGCUCUGACCCGCCAACUGCAUUGCGAGUUCUGCGAAUGCAGUACCGCUUCACCAAGCGACCGGCUUUCGGCAAUGGGCCCUGGUGGGAGGUCGUGCCGCAGACCGAAGAAGUUUUCGUUUCUCCCUCGCAGGUGCCGGGGGCAGCUGCGCAUCUGAGCGAGCAGCUGGAGAUCCUGCGCAGACGCGAAGAAAGCCGGAGACGGGAGGCGCGCAUGCGGCAAGAAGCGGAGAGACGAAGGAGAGAAGAAGAGGCUUUUGAGCGGCGCAUGCGGUGGGCGAGGGAGGAGGAACAACGCCGGAGGCGCGAGGCCGAGGAAGCAGAAAAACAGAGACUGGAAGAGCAGAAGCGACAGGCGGCAGAAGAGAAGCGGGCGCGUGAGGCGGAGGAGGCACGAAGGAAAGCCGAGGAAGAAGCGCAGCGGCGUGCAGCCGAAGAGGAGCUGAAACGAAGAGGGGAGGCAGAAUCUAGAAAGCUGGAAGAGCAGCGCGCGGCAGAGGUCGCGCAGAAAGAGGCCAACGAAAACGCGCUGAAGGCCGCGGAGGAAGAAGAGAAAAGGCGGAGAGAGGAGGAGCUCGCUGAGGCCAAAAGGCAAAUGGAAGCGCGAGAAGCAGAGGAAAGGCGCCGAAAAAGAGAAGAGGAACAGAGGCAACAGGCCGCGCGCGUCGCGGUGGAAAAAGAGGCCGAGGCCGAGCGGAAAAGGCAAGAAGAGGCGAGAGCAAGAGAGGCAGAAAGGGCAGAACGAGAGAGGCUAAAAAUGCUUCCUCAGGCGCACCGAGAGCGUCGCGGCGAGGUCCACGUGGCUGCAGAGACGCCCGCCAGCGGUGGCGGAGUGCCCCUGCGCUUGGGGCCUCUCCUUCUGAGCCGUGUAAAGAAACGGAAUCUGCUAGCGUAA
Molecule: messenger RNA, 3102 nt
Organism: Besnoitia besnoiti
Lineage: Eukaryota; Apicomplexa; Conoidasida; Eucoccidiorida; Sarcocystidae
Product: rhoptry protein ROP14
Exons: 11
Coding region: 1-3102 (1033 amino acids)
Biological process (GO): protein maturation
Cellular component (GO): endoplasmic reticulum membrane
Source: RefSeq, a predicted model, not a curated record